This is a messenger RNA of Myxocyprinus asiaticus (Chinese sucker), 6843 nucleotides long. RefSeq names its product monocarboxylate transporter 9-like. NCBI's taxonomy places the organism in Eukaryota, Metazoa, Chordata, Actinopteri, Cypriniformes, Catostomidae. The record is from RefSeq and is a predicted model, not a curated record. Gene Ontology annotation, biological process: transmembrane transport; monocarboxylic acid transport. The transcript is spliced from 6 exons. Gene Ontology annotation, molecular function: monocarboxylic acid transmembrane transporter activity. Bases 193 to 1656 code for a protein of 487 amino acids.
ACAGAGCGCACAAUGAUGAAGAACACACCGGGACACAUCCACAAAAAUCCUUUACAUAGAUCAGUGUUCGUCUCAUAUUUACACACAAUGAUAUGACCUUUAAAAUCAUAACGCUGUGUUGUCCAAAUUGCCAACUGAAUUUACCACGGAAAUCAUUUUCACUUUCCGGUUGGUGAGGGACCCAGUGUGAAAAUGAGCUCUCGGAACACAAAGAAAGCUCCAGACAGUGGAUGGGGUUGGGCCAUUGUGAUUGCCUCUUUCAUGGGGCAGCUCCUGGCCUACGGCUCGCCCCAGUCUGUGGGUGUGCUUUACACAGAGUGGCUCAAUACCUUCCAGGACAGCAAAGGCAUGACAGCAUUGGUUGGCUCUCUUGUGUCUGGGGUUGGACUCAUUGCUAGCCCCAUCUGCAGUGCCUGUGUAGUGAACUUUGGGGCCAGACCUGUGACCUUCUUCAGCGGAAUUAUGGUGUCUGGUGGGCUUAUGCUUAGUGCUUUUGCACCCAAUGUUCAGUUUCUUGUAUUCUCCUAUGGGAUAGUUGUUGGACUAGGCUGUGGAUUUGUUUAUGCUGCUACUGUUACCAUCACCUGCCAGUAUUUCGACAAGAGACGUGGUCUUGCUCUUGGCAUUGUAACAACAGGUACAAGUAUCGGAGGUUUUCUUUAUGCCAGUGUGCAGAACAUGUUCAUUGCGCUCUUUGGACUCGACGACUGCCUUUUGCUUAUUGGUUGUUUUGCACUAAACAUCAUUGCGUGUGCUGGACUCAUGAGACCGUUGCAUCUACCUGCCUACUACUUCAAACAGAGAGCAGCACUGGCCGAGAAGGCAGAGGAGAAGGUUCUGGAAAAGACCCCUGUCGUGGAGGACCCCAUCAAGAAGAAUCAGCCCGUCACCAACGUGCUCAUCACAGAAGAAAUUAAAAAGUCUCCAGCUUAUGAGAAGAGCCUCCAUGUGGCAUUGGUGCAGCUCCUGAAAAAGAAACAGAAAGAGUAUUCUGAAUAUUUGCACUCGACAGGUGUACUGUUUCAGAACAGGGUCUUCUCGGCCAUGUGCGUGUCUUUGCUUCUCUUCUGCCUGGGAGCGUAUACCCCGCUUCUCUACCUGGAGGAUCUGGCCCAAUGCGAGGGUCUGAUUGAUGGUAUCAGCACCAUCCCUCUGGUCUCAAUCAUAUCCAUUGCAGCUGGAGUGGGGAAGCUUCUGCUGGGUAUCACGAUGGACAUCCGCUGGAUGAACAGCAUCUUUCUCUACGCCUUCACUCUGCUGGGCACCGGGGUGGCUAUUCUCAUGAUCCCCGUCACCAAGAACUAUGCUGGGCUGCAGGUCAUCUCAGCGGUGCUGGGAUUUUUUUACGGGAACUGGUCCGUCAUACCGUACAUGACCACUAAGGUUGUGGGAAUGGAUCGUCUGACAGAGGCAUAUGGGAUCUUGAUGUUCUUCAGUGGAUUUAGUAUAAUGCUUGGACCACCAGUCGCAGGCUGGAUUUAUGACUGGAUGCACUCUUAUGACCUGGCUUUCUACUUCAGUGGAAGCUUCCCGUUGCUGGGAGGAGCUGGUCUUUUCCUGUUCGCCUUGUCUUGCUGUAACAAGAACGAGGAUGAAACCAACACACUAGAUGAAGAAUACACUGACAAAUGUGAUGCAGUGGCUACUGUGGCCUAAACACACGACUAAGUGCUUUAUAUGUUGACAACUUAUUGUCACACUCUGUAUAUACAUAAAAAGCGGAUGCUCGCUUUUUAUUAUUAUUUUUAUUAUGGGAUUUUUGCCUUGAUUCAGACAGAGAUGUGACAGGAGAUGAUGAGAGUCAUUGGGAAAUGACUUGAGCUGGAUUCAAACCUAAGCACCACAAUGCCACACAUCAGAGCAUGUGCACUACUCUAUCACUGACACGUAAGUGUAUUUUUACAGAGCAUGCUACACUGAAGAAAACCAGCAAAUAAAAUAAGGACUGUCCUUACUGAUUAUUCACAGCCUUGUUUUCAGAGGCCUCUGUGUACAAAAAUGGGUUGCACUUUAUUUACACUUAUUUUACAGUGUGUGUACUUUCAGUAGACUUACAGUGUACUUACACAAGAAAGUACUGAGUAAUAUUAGGUAACUACAUGUACUUAAUAUGGGUUGAGGUUAGGGUUGGGUUCAGGGUUAGUACCUAGUAAUUAGUUGUUGUAAUUAUAUAUUAAGUAAAUGUAGAAUAGUACUGUCAAAUAAAGUGCUACCCAAAUUCUUUUACUGCAAGGACUGUAAGGUGUCUUUUUAAAUAUAUGCAGUGCUGUGAAAAAGUAUUUUUUCACAGAUUUCUUUUAUUUCUGUGUAUUUUACAUACUAAAUUGUUUUAAAUCUUCAAAUGAGAUAUAACAUAAAACAAAGGCAACCUUUGUAUUUUAAACACAAAAUACAGUUUUGAAAUAUAUAUUAUAUUUUUUUAUUGAAGCAAAAAAUGUUAUCCAACAUCUAUAUCACCCAUGUAAAAAACGAACUGCCCCCUUAAACUUAAUAGCUGGUUAUGUCACCUUUAGCAGCAACAACUGCAACCAAACGUUUCCGAUAACUGGAGAUCAGUCUUUCACAACGCUGUGGUGGAAUUUUGGCCCACUCUUCAUUGCAGAACUGCUUUAGUUCAGCCACAUUAGAGGGUUUUUGGCCAGUAUCUUUCUGAUAGUGGAGUCAUGAACAGUGACCUUUAUUGAUGCGAGAGAGGCCUGCAGUUCCUUGGAUAUUGUCCUUGUUUUUGUGACUUCUUGAAUGUGUCGUCGCUGUGCUCUUGGAGGAAUUUUGGAAGGUUGGCCACUUAUGGGAAGGUUCACUACUGUGCCAAGUUUUCGCCAUUUGGAGAUAAUGGCUUUCACCGUGGUUCUUUGGAGUCCCAGAGCCUUUGAAAUCGCUUUGUAACCCUUCCAAGGCUGAUGUAUUUCAGUCACCAUUUUCCUCAUCAUUUCUGGAAUUUCUUUUGACCUUGGCAUAGUGUGCUACUGGGUGAGACCUUUUAGCCAACUUCAUGCUGCUGAAAAAGUUCUAUUAAGGUGUUGAUUUGAUUUAACAGGGCUGGCAGUAAUCAGGCCUGGGUGUGUCUAGUCCAGCUGAACCCCAUUAUGAAUGCAGUUUCAUAUAUAUGGGGAUUUAGUAACUAAGAGGGCAAAUACAUUUUCACACAGGCCCAGUUGGUAUUGGAUAACUUUUUAUUUUGUGUUUACUCAGAUUGCCUUUGUUUUAUGUUAGAUUUUGUUUGAAUUUUUGAAAUAAUUUAGAAUGAGAUACAUUCUAAAUUUUCACAGCACUGUAGAAAGUGUGUCCUGUGAGGUUCAAUCUUCAGUGUCAUUUGUCACCAACUUAAGGCCACGUCCACACUAACACAUUUUAGUUCAAAAGGGUGUUAAUUUUGCUACGUUUACACCUCUUAUCCACACUGGAAUGGCAUUUUCCAACAGGAAAAAUGUCUCCAUUACAUACAGUUGUGCUCAAAAGUCUGAAUGUUUUCUAUGAUUAAAUGUCAGGAAUUGUGAAAAACUGAGUUUAAAUGUAUUUGGCUAAGGUGUAUGUAAACUUCUGACUUCUGCUGUAGUCACCUAAUAUGACAAUAUCACAACUAAAAUCUAUCAACUAAAUAAUUAACAAAAAUAAUUAUAACCGAUACAUUUGUUUGUGAAUAAAUGCAGUACAAUAUACAGUUGUGCUCAAAAGUUUGCAUACCCUGGCAGAAAUUGUGAAAUUUUGGCAUUGAUUUUGAAAAUAUGACUGAUCAUGCAAAAAAACUUUUAUUUAAGGAUAGUGAUCAUAUGAAGCCAUUUAUUAUCACAUAGUUGUUUGGCUCCUUUUUAAAUCAUAAUGAUAACAGAAAUCACCCAAAUGGCCCUGAUUAAAAAGUUUACAUACCCUUGAAUGUUUGGCCUUGUUACAGACACACAAGGUGACACACAAAGGUUUAAAUGGCAAUUAAAGGUUAAUUUCCCACACCUGUAGCUUUUUAAAUUGCAAUUAGUGUCUGUGUAUAAAUAGUCAAUGAGUUUGUUAGCUCUCACGUGGAUGCACUGAGCAGGCUAAAUACUGAGCCAUGGGGAGCAGAAAAGAACUGUCAAAAGACCUGCGUAACAAGGUAAUGGAACUUUAUAAAGAUGGAAAAGGAUAUAAAAAGAUAUCCAAAGCCUUGAAAAUACCAGUCAGUACUAUUCAAUCACUUAUUAAGAAGUGGAAAAUUCGGGGAUCUCUUGAUACCAUGCCAGAAGAAUUGUUCGGGAUACAAAGAAAAACUCACAAGUAACCUCAGGAGAAAUACAGGCUGCUCUGGAAAAAGACGGUGUGGUUGUUUCAAGGAGCACAAUACGACGAUACUUGAACAAAAAUGAGCUGCAUGGUCGAGUUGCCAGAAAGAAGUAUGCCCGACAACACCUUGACAGCUUCUGGCACACUGUAAGUUGGAGUGACGAGACCAAAAUAGAGCUUUAUGGUCACAGCCAAAGUUGAGGGGUCAACAAGGCCUAUAGUGAAAAGAAUACCAUCCCCACUGUGAAGCAUGGUGGUGGCUCACUCAUGUUUUGGGGGUGUGUGAGCUCUAAAGGCACAGGGAAUCUUGUGAAAAUUGAUGGCAAGAUGAAUGCAGCAUGUUAUCAGAAAAUACUGGCAGAAAAUUUGCAUUCUUCUGCAUGAAAGCUGCGCAUGGGACGCUCUUGGACUUUCCAGCACGACAAUGACCCUAAGCACAAGGCCAAGUUGACCCUCCAGUGGUUACAGCAGAAAAAUGUGAAGGUUCUGGAGUGGCCAUCACAGUCUCCUGACCUUAAUAUUAUCAAGCCACUCUGGGGACAUCUCAAAUGUGCGGUUCAUGCAAGACGACCAAAGACUUUGCAUGACCUGGAGGCAUUUUGCCAAGACGAAUGGGCAGCUAUACCACCUGCAAGAAUUUGGGGCCUCAUAGACAACUAUUACAAAAGACUGCACGCAGUCAUUGAUGCUAAAGGGGGCAAUACACAGUAUUAAGAACUAAGGGUAUGCAGACUUUUGAACAGGGGUCAUUUCAUUUUUUUCUUUGUUGCCAUGUUUUGUUUUAUGAUUGUGCCAUUCUGUUAUAACCUACAGUUGAAUAUGAAUCCCAUAAGAAAUAAAAGAAAUGUGUUUUGCCUGCUCACUCAUGUUUUCUUUAAAAAUGGUACAUAUAUUACCAAUUCUCCAAGGGUAUGGAAAUUUUUGAGCACAACUGUACAGUAUGUAACGGGACGCUUGCUAUGGAAAACAAGUAUGUGGGACCUCGCGGCACACAUACUUGUUUCCCAUAGCGUCAGCUCGACGCAGCGUCGAAGUGAGCAUGAAAAAGAUCUCCAUAACUGUAUACUUUGGAAAACAAUUUCAAACGAAAACAGAUUAGUGUAGAUGUGGCCUCAGAGAAGCAAUCUUUUCAAACAUCUUAAGUUUGAGAGAUGGUUGUAUGAUAUUUUUGUAAAGACAUGCAGCACAACACUACAAACAAAUGUAUUUAUUUUUAUUAUUGUUUAAUAAUGUCACAACCUGAAAAGCAUUCGUCAGUGUUUGGGCAGGUGAGAGAUUUGUUGUGGGUGUUGUUGAUGUAUUUAUUUGUUUUGAUUUUUGUCUUUGUGAAAUGCUGUACCUGAUGGGUAAAACUGUUUUAGUAGUUCAUACGGGUUAGGCAAGUACAGCAGUACACUACUGUGCUUUUGUUAUUGAGGGCACAUUGGAUGCUUUUGCCUUGUUAUAAAAUAAAUCACAUUACAGGGUAAACAGUGUAAAGUGACAGAUUUGAGAAUGCUGGGUUUUCUUUGUUACAGACAGUUUUAAGUAACUUAAAAAAACAUGCAAUUAAUGUAUUUAAGAUUUUUUUAUUAUCAUUUGUAUACUGUACUGUUUGAAAUACCUGCUCUUAUUGACUGUUUUUACACACUUUGCAUCAGGUUGUGUAUGUUUGUAUUUGUACUGCUUUCUGUUUUUUUUUUUUUUUUUUUUUAGUUAAAAACUCUCUCAUAAUUUUCUCACCCUCAUGCCAUUCCAGAUGUGUAUGACUUUCUUUCUUCUGCUGAACACAAGAUUUUUAGAAUAAUAUCUCAGCUCUGUUGACCCAUACAAUGCAAGUGAAUGGUGAUCAGACCUUUGAAGCUCCAAAAAGGAGAUAAAGUCAGCAUGAAGGCAAUCCAUAAAACCCCAGUGGUUUAAUCAAUGUCUUCAGAAGCAAUCCAGUUGGUUUUGGGUGAGAACACACCAAAGCAAACUCCUAUUUCACUGGACUUCUUCCUAUUACAGUCUCUAGACACAAUCAUGAUUUCAAGCUCAAUUACACUUCCUAGUGCCUGACGAAUGAGCAGACCGCUAGAUGGUGCUAUAGGAACUGUAAUCGAGCUUGAAAUCAUGAUCACCAAGGAAACUGGUGUAAAGAUGUACAGUGAAAAAGGAGUUAUAUUUCGGUCUGUUCUCACCCAAAACCAACUGGAUCACUUCAGAAGACAUUGAUUAAACAACUGGAGUUUGAUGGAUUAUGUUUAUGCUGACUUGAUCUGCCUUUUGGAGCUUCAAAGGCCUGGCCACCAUCCACAAAGCUGAGAUGUUCUACUAAAAAUCUUUGUGUUCAGCAGAAGAAAGAAAGUCAUACACAUCUGGGAUGGCUUGAGGGUGAGUAAAUUAAUUUUCAUUUUUGGGUGAACUUACCCUUUAAAAAUGUAACUAUAAUAGUUGCUACGUCCAUGUUAAUAAUGUUAAAACAUCAACAGAAACAUUUAGGUUAUGGCACAUUAUGUCUAUUUGACCUUUCAAUGAAUUAGUCUUGUCAGUUGUUAUUUAUGUUUCUAGUAAUAUUUUGUUGUUUACAUUUUUUACGUGCUUUUUAUUAUUAAAGAAUUGUCAACAAAA